ACCGUACAAGCCGGUGCGCGUGAGUUCAAGAUGGCGGCUUCCAUGAGUCGGAGAAUGAGACACCUAUUAUAUUUCAUUCAAAAAAACAACGUUAAAAACAGAUCAUUCUGUACCCAAAAGGCGUCCGAAGUGAAGGGCCUCCAUGGAGGGCGUGUGUUCUCAGGAAUCCAGCCCACAGGGAUUCCUCACCUAGGAAACUACCUUGGUGCUCUGGAGUGCUGGGUGGCCAUGCAGAACGAGUACAGCUCCGUGUUGUACAGCAUCGUUGAUCUGCACUCCAUCACUCAGCCUCAGAACCCAGAGUUACUACAGAACAACAUCCUGGACAUGGCGGCCAGCCUGCUGGCCUGUGGCAUUGACCCCACACGCUCCAUCCUUUUCCAGCAGUCUGUGGUUUCGGAGCAUGCUGAGCUCUCCUGGAUCCUGGGCUGUCUGACCAGCAUGCCUCGUUUACGUCACCUCCCUCAGUGGAAGAUGAAGAGUAAGCAGAAGAGUGAAGGAAGUGUGGGUCUGUAUACCUACCCAGUGUUGCAGGCUGCAGACAUAUUGCUAUAUAAAUCCACACAUGUACCAGUAGGAGAGGAUCAGAUCCAGCACUUAGAAUUAGCCCAGGACCUAGCCCGUAUCUUUAACAACAGUUUUGGAGAGAUUUUUCCUGAACCUCAAGCGCUGCUUAGUUCUACACGGAAGGUGAAAUCUUUAAGAGAUCCCUCCUCUAAGAUGUCUAAGUCAGAUCCACAGAAGUUAGCCACCAUAUUCCUUACCGACACUCCUGACGACAUAGUAUUUAAAAUCCGUCGAGCUGUAACUGAUUUCACAUCCGAGGUGACCUUUGACCCCGUGGGCCGGCCAGGUGUAGCCAACCUGGUGUCCAUCCACGCGGCUGUCUCAGGCGAGACUGUGGAGGAUGUGGUUAAGUCAGCCAAAGGGCUAGACACUGGCAAGUACAAGACUGUUGUGGCAGAAGCUGUGGUGCAGAGACUGGAGCCGAUCAGACAGGAGAUCCAAAGACUAAAGGCUGACCGAAGCCACUUGGAGAGUGUGUUAAUUAAGGGAGCAGAGAAAGCCCGCAAUCUGGCAACCCCAGUGAUGCAGGAGGUCAGGAAGCGUGUGGGCUUUUCCUAAUCUCCCAUUUGUCAGCUGACAUAAUUUGAUGCAUGUGGAUAAAGGGAUAUAGAGUGAACAAUGUUUUAUACUGUAGGGGGUAAAUUUCUAGAAUGUUUGAGUGUUUUUACAUUUAUAAUUUGAAAUUUUAUGUUCGUCUGAUUUUUCUAUUUAUUUCAGGGCAUGUCUCAUGCCUCAUAUCACACCAAAAGAAAUAAAAGUUUAUUUAAAAAAACGUUAUGUUAGUCCACACUACGUAUAUCUGAAAGUAAAUCUUUUUAAGACCAGGUGAAUGGAAUGACAUGGCCAGAACUGUGUUAAGGACAAUAAUUUAAUCCUGUCUGCUUUCUUGGCAGGU
Molecule: messenger RNA, 1462 nt
Organism: Clarias gariepinus (North African catfish)
Lineage: Eukaryota; Metazoa; Chordata; Actinopteri; Siluriformes; Clariidae
Gene: wars2
Product: tryptophanyl tRNA synthetase 2, mitochondrial
Exons: 6
Coding region: 31-1125 (364 amino acids)
Biological process (GO): mitochondrial tryptophanyl-tRNA aminoacylation
Cellular component (GO): mitochondrial matrix; mitochondrion
Molecular function (GO): tryptophan-tRNA ligase activity; ATP binding
Source: RefSeq, a predicted model, not a curated record